Molecule: messenger RNA, 1029 nt
Organism: Nematolebias whitei (Rio pearlfish)
Lineage: Eukaryota; Metazoa; Chordata; Actinopteri; Cyprinodontiformes; Rivulidae
Gene: c5ar1
Product: C5a anaphylatoxin chemotactic receptor 1
Exons: 1
Coding region: 1-1029 (342 amino acids)
Biological process (GO): chemotaxis; inflammatory response; complement receptor mediated signaling pathway
Cellular component (GO): plasma membrane
Molecular function (GO): G protein-coupled receptor activity; complement receptor activity
Source: RefSeq, a predicted model, not a curated record
AUGGAUUUUCUAAAUUACAACUCUACUGACGGGUUAAUAGACUUUGACAACGAGACGCUGUUUAUAACUCCUGAGAUUCAACCCAUCCAAAUUAUGACUCUCGUCUUCUAUGGGCUUGUGGCCCUACUGGGAGUCCCAGGUAAUGCUGUGGUUUUGUGGGUGACUGGGUUCUGCAUGACCCGUUCCGUCACCUCCAUCUGGUUCCUCAACCUGGCUUUGGCUGACUUUCUGUGCUGCCUCUCCAUCCCGCUGCUCAUGGUCCCUCUUGUCCAUGACGACCACUGGCACUUCGGUCCGCUGGCCUGCACGCUGGUCAAAGGUCUGUUCUACCUGGUGAUGUACUGCAGCGUCCUGCAGCUGGUUCUGAUCAGCCUGGAUCGCCUGAUGCUAGUGAAAAAACCCAUCUGGUGUCAGAACAACAGGCGACCCAGAUAUGCUGCUUUCAUGUGCUUGGUGGUGUGGUGUCUCGCCCUGCUCGGAAGCAUCCCUCAGUUCAUCUACGCCCGGCACAUCGAGGCAGGGGAAGAGAAGAGAGAGUGCCUGAUUGGGUACCCUAAAAGACAAAUCUGGUUCAUUGCCGCCUUUCGCUUCAUGGUGGGAUUCAUCCUCCCCUUCCUGGUUAUUAUCUUCUGUCACCUUAUGGUGUACCGCAGCACUCAGAGGGGGCUAUCACGGGGUCGGACUCGCUCCAAGCGAACCGUGAAGGUCAUCGUCACCGUGGUGCUGAGCUUCUUCCUUUGCUGGAUCCCCCUGCACAUCAUGGAUUUCAUCACCUUGAACACCCCUUUGACAUCCUCCCACAGCCCAAGGGUUUACAUAGCACAUACCUUGGCACUUUGCUUGGCUUAUUUUAACAGCUGCAUCAACCCUUUGAUCUAUGUGUGCAUUGGCCGAAGCUUCAAAGACAGCGUCAACCGUUCGCUGCGCAACAUCCUUCACUUCAUCACCGAGGAGCCACACUCCAAGGGGAAUGUCACCAACAAUGACACCAAGAGCACCAGCAGCGGAAAGGAGAUGACCAAAAUCUAA